This is a messenger RNA of Scomber japonicus (chub mackerel), 1636 nucleotides long. Its product is annotated as adhesion G-protein coupled receptor G1-like. Gene Ontology annotation, cellular component: membrane. Gene Ontology annotation, biological process: adenylate cyclase-activating G protein-coupled receptor signaling pathway; cell surface receptor signaling pathway. Bases 1 to 1557 code for a protein of 518 amino acids. The transcript has 11 exons. Gene Ontology annotation, molecular function: G protein-coupled receptor activity. NCBI's taxonomy places the organism in Eukaryota, Metazoa, Chordata, Actinopteri, Scombriformes, Scombridae. The record is from RefSeq and is a predicted model, not a curated record.
AUGUUAAUAUCAGCCAAUGAGAACUCUCUGUCCAUUAGUGGACAGAUCACGGCACAGUGUAUGCGGUCUGAAGUGCUUCCCCUCGACCAGUAUGGACUUCAUUCAGGGGAGGAGAGUUACUUCUGUCUGUACUGGGAAGCAUUGCUGGACCAGAUGAAACUGCAGAUUGGUGGGAUGAACCUCACUCUAUGCUGGCCCACUGGUCUACCAGACUCCUGUUGCACUGGUCUGGCUGAUAGCCCAAAGUCCAGCCCUCCAGCACUCUACGGCAUCGCCAAUACAAAGAUCAAAGGGGAUAUCACUUCCAGUAAAACACUGAAAUUCUACAACUUCAAGGGAUACCUCAACACUUGCAAAACAUUAUGUCCUUCAGUCAUGAAAGGUGUCCCACCAGAGUCUGCCACCUCUGUCUAUCUGCCCCCCUCUCUAAAGCAAGCUGCAAAAAACCACAGCAAAGUAGUCUGCACCUUCUUCAAAAACAACUCCCUGUUCCAGGAUGGUCAUGAGAAGGGCAGGAUUCUCAAUGAUGUGGUGGGAAUCACCGUGGAGAACGAGGUCAUCAAAGAUCUGCCUGAGCCAAUCAGGAUCACUUUCCACCAUGAUGUCAUUCCUGUGCAUUGGCUGGGUGAUGGGUGUGAGACUCUGCAGAAAGGAGCCAACCACACUGAGUGCCUGUGUGACCAUAUGACUUACUUUGCCGUCCUGGUGCAACUGAAGGAUCGACCGGUGCGCCACCUGCUGGCGCUUACUACCAUUACAUCUCUGGGUUGUGCCGUGUCUGUGAUCAGCUGCAUCGUUCUCAUCAUCUUCCUCUGCAGGAAGAGGAAAUCUAAGGAGCAGUCCAUACCUAUCCACCUGGGUUUAGCUGCUUCCCUCGCCUUCCUCAAUCUGCUCUUCUUCUUUACCGGGGUCCUGGCCAAUGUGGGAGGGGAGAGUGUGUGUGUGUGGGUGGGGGCAGCCCUCCACUACGCCCUGCUCAGCUCCUUCUUCUGGAUGGGUAUAGAGGUUUUCAAUAACUUCUGGUCGUCCCAGGAGGUUUUUAAACUCUCCCCAAAGCCAUAUGUCUGGAACCUGGUCGGCUUUGUUCUCCCAGCUGUUCCUGUUAUCAUCCUGGCUGCAGUAGGUGACAUUUACGGCCUGAGGGAGGUGGUGCCGAGUGAUGACGUGUCCAAUCCUUAUCUCAUCAAGGCCUGGCUGGCGCACUAUUUCACCACUAUGGCCAUCUCGCCCAUACUGGUGAUCACGGGCAUGGUGAUGCUCUUUCUGGUCUACAGGAAGAGCACCAAGAAAGAAAAGAGGCAGUACCGUAAGAAACUUCUCAGUAUCUGGGGUCUCAGCUGCAUCUAUGGGACAACUUGGGGUCUCAUCUUCCUGGACAUAAGACCUCUCUCUGAAUACGUUACCUUUUUCUCCUGUGUCCUCAAUUCAUUUCAAGGUUUCCUCCUCAUGCUACGGUUCUACAUGCUGGACUGGAUGCGGAAGCAGUCUGGCAGUUCUAGCCUUGGUAGCACCAGCACCGGAUCCACCAGACAACACAUGCUACAAGAGAAGAGCUAGAUGAACUUAAAGAGGUGUGACACAUGUCACACAGGUGGAAUGAGAAAAAACUUCAGCAGUUAAAGUUUAUCAUGUACCA